Messenger RNA from Paramecium sonneborni, 986 nucleotides. The record is from the annotation of a GenBank genome assembly. NCBI's taxonomy places the organism in Eukaryota, Ciliophora, Oligohymenophorea, Peniculida, Parameciidae.
AUGGCAAAAGAAGUUUAAUUUGUAAAAUUAAAUUCACCAAACAACAUAAAGAAAUAAAACUAAUUAUUCUGCAUUAAUCCAAUAGGAAUUCUUAAUUCUAACUAGAUUGUUAAGGAUCCUGAAAAAUGUGAUGAUAAAAAAUAAUCUCAUGAAAAUCUAAUUAAAAAAUAUCAUGUACAAUUACAUGCUUCUAUACCUACUAAUCAAUCAUAAAAAGUAUAUUAUAAAUUAAUUAGACACUUAUUUCAAAGACUGAGAAUUUUACUGAUAAAAUAAACACCAAAAUAAAUAAUAUUAAAACAAAAGAAAAAGAAAAUAAUGUUUUUCGAUAGCAUAAAUAUUAAGAUACCAAAAUAUCUAAUCAUUUAAUUAGAAAAGAAAAGUCAUGUUUUAAGAUGUAAAAAUUGCCAUAUUUUUAGCCUCUAAAACUCUAAGAAUUGUGAUAAGCAGGAAUUUUAGCAAAUUAAAGUUUUAUCCAUUAAUAAUACUUUAAUGGAUAAGAAGGGAUCUGAUUCUAAUAUAUUAUUGCCAUUAUCAAGUUUGGUUCGAAAAUCAUAAAAAUAAAAAAAUUAACCGUAACUUUUAUAAAUGAACUCAAAUGCUUUGAUUCUAAAAGAUCAGAUUGCUGGCUAAGACUACCCAAAGUAAAAAUCCUAAAGCCAGCAAGAAAUGUAUAGGAGUGUCUAAGAAGAGUUAGAAGAUACUUUAAUUUAAGAGGAAGUAAUUAAUUAAAAAAUAAAGCAAUCAUCUUCUUAAUUUAUUGUCAAACAAUUUUUCUUUUCUUUAGCUCAUAAAUAAGAAGGUAUUUAUUUUUAAUUCUAAUGCAAGGGUCUUAGGAAAAUAAAACAAAGACUUCUAACAUUCAAAAAGGCCUGAAUUUAAGUUAGCGGCAUUUAUCAAAAAGUACUAGAGCUCACACUUAAGGAAGAUAAGAGUAAAUACAAAUAAAUAAAUUAUAUGAAUACAUUUUAGAAGGUAAUUACUGA